Messenger RNA from Cyprinus carpio (common carp), 1099 nucleotides. It is a transcript of the gene tmem17, whose product is annotated as transmembrane protein 17. Gene Ontology annotation, cellular component: ciliary transition zone. Gene Ontology annotation, biological process: non-motile cilium assembly. The record is from RefSeq and is a predicted model, not a curated record. Lineage: Eukaryota; Metazoa; Chordata; Actinopteri; Cypriniformes; Cyprinidae.
CCAUUCAAUUCCGUGGCGGAAAUAAACUUCCAUAAUUUUAAUUGCAAAAUAGAUAAUAUUACUUACACUGAAUGCAGAAUUCAAACCCACAUCAUUAAUUGCUUUCCUUUCUCAUCAUAAACUGCAAAAAUAGCGGGUUAAUCUGACUCUGGGCAGUGUGUGAGUGAAAACACACCCGUCACAGCUGGAUGAGAGAGACCGCCCUCGUUGCUACGGACUCGCGCUUGUUCCUCUCAACAUGGACCUGCCUGAACCCGUUCGGCGACGGCUUGGAGAUCUCUCCAGAACUGUGUUUGUGGACAAAAGCCGAACACAACCCUCUGCGGAGGAGCACGCUGACUUUCUGAACCAGAAUGAUGAUGUUGUAUUAUGAAGUCUCCCGCUUCAGAUGUCACUUUACUUUAACAUGUGGUUCUUUCCUUUCUGGUGGAUCAGUGAGGUUGUGAUGCUACAGCUAAAGUACCCAGCCCUUGCAGAUUAUUACAAGUUCAUCCUGAUCACAGUUCUUAUUUUAAUGACCCUGAUUGAGGCCAUCAGGCUCUACCUGGGCAAUGUGGGAAAUCUGCAAGAGAAGGUUCCAGAAUUGGCUGGAUUUUGGCUUUUGACUUUUCUGCUGCAGUUUCCCCUGAUUCUGUUCCAGCUCUUCAAUGAGGCUAUUCUCAUUCAACCUCUGGAGAGAGGAGUUCAUAUAAUACUGGCCUUAUUUAUUUUUGCAGAGGCUCUCUUUGGAUUUGUUGCCUUGCGUGCAAUGGUCCGACACACUGAAAGUCGCUUCCACUUGCGACAAUUUGAUGGGAUUCAGGAAUUAAGGAUGUGACGAGACCUGAACUGAUGGACUAUAAAAAAAUACACUACAAAGAUUUAUUUAAAAAAAAAUACAAAGACUUGUCCAUUGUCCACUUGUCCACUGAUAAACAUUCAUUAUAAGUUGUGAACACUAGAGGACACAUCAGUCGUUGAGUUGAAUUGUUACUGUGGAUGUCUUGGUGCCUUAUUUUAUACAAACAAAUCUUGCCUUGUAUUAUAUUAUAUGUAAAUAUGUAAAAUAAACAUACAAAAAAAUAAAUAAAUAAAAACAUUUACAGACUUAGAUAAAACA